AUGCCACGAUCGUGGACUGAUAUUGUCGCUGAGAAGCGUGCAAUACGCGAUGAGAAACUUACAAAGUGCUACGGUGAAAAUGUACCCUCUGAUCCUCGCAUCAUCGCUGCCAAAGACAUCCAAGCCUUGACAGAGCUACUAGAAGCCCGGAAGGUUACAGCCGAGGCCGUUGUCCUUGCUCACAUAGCCAAAGCCAAAGAAGCCCAUCAGAGAACAAACUGUCUAACAGAAAUAUGCUUCGAUGAGGCUCUGGAGCAUGCCAGGGAGCUCGAUGCGUUUCAACAGGAACAUGGGCGGCUGAAAGGUCCCCUCCAUGGUAUCCCGGUUUCACUCAAAGACCAAUUUAAUCUCAAAGGCUUGGAUUCAACACUAGGCUAUGUUGGCCGCGCUUUCAAUCCCGCUGCCUCGGAUUGUGUCUUGGUCAAGGUGCUUAAACAGCUUGGCGCUGUCAUAUUGGCCAAAACAAAUCUGCCGCAGUGUAUUCUGUGGGGAGAAACAGAUAAUCCACUUUGGGGCCUGACCACACACCCAAUGAACCCCGAGUAUACCCCAGGUGGCUCCUCUGGAGGCGAGGGUACUCUCCUGGCGCUCAAUGGCUCAAUGCUAGGUUGGGGAACAGAUAUUGGCGGUUCUAUCCGCGUUCCGUCUCACAUGAACGGUUUAUGGGGCUUUAAACCAAGCAGUGGAAGGUUUUCCUAUGAAGCCGUGGCGGUCUCCCAGGAUGGACAACAACAGAUACCCUCGGUCGUUGGCCCUAUGGCAAGAACCCUAAGCACUAUUACAUUGGCUUCGAAAGCCAUGAUAGAAGCUGAGUGCUGGAGACUUGAUCCUCAGCUGCCUCCUAUGCCAUGGAGAGAAGACGUCUUCCAGGAAUAUCUGCAAAAGCCGUUAGUUAUUGGAAUUAUGGUAGAUGACGGAACGGUAAAGGUUCAUCCGCCAAUCGAAAGGGUGUUUAAAGAAUUCUGCAAGAAGUUGGAGGCAGCUGGGCACGAGCUCGUACCCUGGGAUACAUCUCUCAACGCUGACUGCAUCAAAAUCAUGGAUGAGCAUUACAUAGUUGAUGGAGGUGAAGAUAUUCGACGCGAUAUGGCUGCAGGCGGCGAGCCAUAUAUGCCCCAUGUGCAAAACUUGGUGGAUCGUGGCUCUGCGAUAUCAGUCUACGAAUAUUGGCAACUAAACAAGAGGAAGAAGGCUACACAAGCAGCCUAUAACACGAUGUGGAACGCGACAAAGUCGUCGUCUGGCAAGCCCGUUGACGUUCUCCUUGUGCCUACUAUGCCGCACACUGCAAUUCCGCACCGCACACUCCGGUAUCCCGGCUAUACGAAGCUGUUUAACAUGCUCGACUACAGUGCGCUAUCCUUCCCAGCAGGUACGGCUUUGAAGGCUCUGGAUUCUGUCUGUACUGGGGAAUAUGAGCCUCGAAAUGCUGCUGAUGCUUGGAACUGGGGCUUGUACGACAUUGAGAAAAUGGACGGUUAUAGUGUUGGUCUACAGAUUGUGGGUCGGCGGAUGGAGGAAGAAAAGGUUUUGGGGGCUGCUCAUCAGGUCCAACAGCUGUUGUAG
Fusarium pseudograminearum CS3096 is the source of this 1566-nucleotide messenger RNA. RefSeq lists its product as uncharacterized. The transcript has 6 exons. Bases 1 to 1566 code for a protein of 521 amino acids. The record is from RefSeq and is a predicted model, not a curated record. Lineage: Eukaryota; Fungi; Ascomycota; Sordariomycetes; Hypocreales; Nectriaceae.